AUUUAUCUUCUUGGAAAAUUUCACAAAAGUUUCCCUUCUCCUUCCCGAAUCACAACCGGAAAAACUAAAAAGAAAAAGGAAGAGAGGGAGGGCGGCAUCGUUACUUCUGUUUUUGAUGGCUUCAAUUCCAACCCCGACGCCUCGUAAUCUUUCUUUCCUUAGCCCCCAAUUUCCUUCCUUAAAUAGAUCGUUUUACCCUCCUUCUCCUUCUAGGUUUCCUGAUUCCACCCUCUGUCGCUGCUCCAAUAAUUCUUCCGAUAAUAAUCCCAUUAACUGGCGAUGGGACUCCGCCAUUCAAGACGUUAUCAAGAAUGCCAUCAAGCGAUUCGAUUCCUACAUGAACCCUUUCCGGAAAGACUCCACCACCGCCAAAGAUGCAUCCAACGACGGCGUUUCGGAUAAGCUGAGCCGUCGAAGAGACGAAGAGGACGAUUGGGAUUGGGAUUGGGAUCGCUGGAAAAAGCAUUUCGAACAAGUCGAUGAACAAGAACGCCUCCUUUCCCUUUUAAAGUUGCAGUUAAAUGAAGCUGUACGUAGGGAAGAUUAUGAGGGUGCAGCUAGGUUAAAGGUUGCAAUUGCUGCUGCUGCUACAAAUGACACUGUUGGCAGAGUCAUAUCCCUCUUAAAUAGAGCGGUAGUGGAAGAACGUUUCCAGGAUGCAGCAUUUUUACGAGAUAAUGCCGGUGCUGGAUUGGUGGGAUGGUGGGCUGGUCUUUCUGAUGAUACCCAAGAUCCUUAUGGUCUAAUUAUACGUAUAACUGCCGAGCAUGGCAGAUAUGUUGCUAGGAGUUUUAGUCCUAGGGAGCUUGCUACUGCAUCAGUCGGUGUACCGUUGUUUGAGAUCUUUCUUACUGUAAAUAAGAAAGGUGAAUACAAACAGCAGGCCGUGUACUUUGAAAGGAGUGUUUUCCGAGAUUCUUCUAUGGUGUCUUCCAAAACAUCAGGAGCCACCAGCCGCUCGAGUCCAUCAGGCUUCAGUGAAGACAAAAAUGAUCUUUUUGUUGCGAGUACUGAAGAUGAAGAAGAUGGUGAUGAUGAAGAUGAUGAUGGUGCAGAUGAUGGAUCUGAUAUGGGUGAGGGACUAACUGGUUUUCAAAAUAUAUUGCGAGAUAUGAUUCCUGGUGUAAAGGUCAAGGUCUUGAAAGUCACUGCACCAGGAAAAGGUGACCGAGAUUUUAUAUCUAAGUUGAUUGAGCAGAUAGUAGAUGAAGAAGAUGAAGAAAAAGAUGCUGGGGUAGAAAGUAUAGAAGUGGAUGAUGAAAUUAAGAGUGAAAGUGACCAAGAGAGAGAUCAAAUUAAGAUGGAUGCUGAUAGUGGAGUUAUUGAUAGUGAUAGGCCAGGUGAAAUUGCAGUUAAAGUUGUUGUCCAUGGUCUUGUACAAAAACUUUCUGGCAGUAUGCCUACAACAGAAUCACUUAGAGUGCCUGCUAAGCUACUGAAAAAGGAGCGCCUAACAUUUUCCUUUUCUAUAGAAAAAGACAUAAAUCAACUUGAUUCAAGUCGCAAGACAAGGGGUUCAUUGGACAGAAAAGCAAAGGUUCAAGGUCAACGCAACAUAGAGAACAUAAUGUUUGAUCUUGCUAAAUCUAUUGGUGGAGAGAAGAUACCUUUGAAGGUGCUUAAAGAUGUUGGUGAAUUAAUAAAUCUCACUCUCAGACAGGCUCAAAAUCAUCAACCUCUAUCUAGAUCAACAACUUUCCAUCGCAUUGAGACUGCAGCAUCACCAGAUCCUCUAGACGGAUUAUAUAUUGGUGCACAUGGGCUUUACACUUCAGAAGUCAUUCAUCUUAGGCGCAAAUUUGGUCAGUGGCAAGGGGAUAGUGGGACUAAGGAGCCUUCAGAUCUUGAAUUUUAUGAAUAUGUGGAAGCUGUUAAAUUAACUGGAGAUCCUUAUGUACCAGCUGGCCAGGUAGCAUUUCGAGCUAGAGUUGGUAAAAGAUAUCAGCUCCCACACAAAGGGAUAAUUCCUGAAGAAUUUGGAGUGGUUGCUCGAUAUAAGGGACAAGGGAGGCUUGCUGAGCCAGGCUUUCAAAAUCCUCGAUGGGUUGAUGGCGAGCUUGUUAUUCUUGAUGGAAAGUAUGUCAAAGGAGGGCCUGUUGUUGGAUUUUUAUAUUGGGCACCUGAAUAUCACUUCUUGGUGUUCUUCAAUCGACUAAGGCUUCAUUCAUAGUCUGUUUGUAUAUAACAUAUGGGCAUUCUUAUUAUUUGUUCAGAUAAAACGGGUUCAACACGAUACUUGUCACUGAAUAGUGGAGCAGCAAAGAAAGCAAGUGAUUUGAAGGCCCACCUGACUUAUUGUUUCUGCAGUAAACAUAUUGAUUCUAUGGAAGUGACCAUUGAACUUUGCAAGAUUCAGUGAAAAAACAUUCAGUCUUUCUGCUGCCUGGGUUCGUGAUAAGUCCUUUCCUUCAAUCCAUCUCGUAAUUUUAUCAUGUGUCCAUCAUUUCCCAAAUCAAGGCGUAUCUGAAUCAUCAUAGCAAUAGGUUCAGUUAUUGUAAAUUUUUACAAUUCUAACUACAUCCGAGGUCGUAGAUUGAAUUUGGACUUGCAAUAGUGAAAUACGCAAUGCUUUUGGAUGGCCUUAUUUUGUGAUGCAGCUAGCUGAUAAGCCUCAAAAUGAAUCCAUCUGUAAUUAUCUUCGUUUUUAUUUCC
Molecule: messenger RNA, 2652 nt
Organism: Durio zibethinus
Lineage: Eukaryota; Viridiplantae; Streptophyta; Magnoliopsida; Malvales; Malvaceae
Product: protein EXECUTER 1, chloroplastic-like
Biological process (GO): response to singlet oxygen; singlet oxygen-mediated programmed cell death
Cellular component (GO): thylakoid membrane
Molecular function (GO): protein binding
Source: RefSeq, a predicted model, not a curated record